UUCCAUCAAUGUAAUUAUAGCAUCUUUUGGUAUGGUUGCUCGAUUUGUUUCACGAUCAUCUUUCUUUUUGGGAUCUGAACGUUAAAGUGUUCGCUGCGAUGAUUCUUGGUUCUUUCCAAUUACUUCACUCGGUGGUUGGUGUCAUCAUGUUAUCGUCUUGCUGUUUGUCGAUCUGUCGAGGUCGAGAUGAUGGUAUUAAAAUGGAUGCUGCUGAGCUAUAAGUUUGGUUAGGGUCAGGUCAGCAAGGGAUUUCGAUUGGAGAUGUUCUGUUUGUUGCAGGAGGAUUUGAUGUGUUCUUAUGUCUCAAACAAUAGAAUUCUACGAUUCUAUUGUUUGUGCAACUCAUAGUGGUACAACUGACCGUCUUGAAUAUUAGCAUGGUGCGCAUAGGAUGUACAAAUUUGAGUUCGAUAUCAUUAGUUGAUAGCAAAGGUCUAGGUGGUUAUUGUUGAAGAACUCCAACUUUUAGUGAUUACUUAUGGACAUAGGAUAAAUGAGGUCAGAUGAAUGGCUUUAAGCCAUUAUUUAUUUUUUUACCAAUUGCAUUUAUCAAAUCAUAAUGUUUUCUAUGUUGGUAUGGUUUUUGUUUGGAAACCCACUUCUUCCCUGCAUUACCAAAGGUGUGAAGAAUGGCUUUUGCAAAUAGAAUUGGAAAUCUCUUGAAGAAUUCUGUAACUUUAAGUCCAUCGUUAAAUCAAGCAAUACGGUGCAUGUCAUCCUCGAAGGUUUUUGUUGGAGGACUUUCAUAUGGCACAGAUGAUUACAGUUUAAGAGAAGCAUUUACUAAUUAUGGUGAAGUUGUAGAAGCUAGAGUUAUCAUGGACAGGGAGACGGGAAGGUCUAGAGGAUUUGGGUUUGUGACUUUUACGUCUAGUGAAGAAGCCUCUGCUGCCAUUAGUGGCAUGGAUGGAAAGGAUCUUCAUGGCCGGAUAGUAAGGGUUAACUACGCCAUGGAACGAUCGGGUGGAUUUCGUGGUGGCUAUGGUGGAGGGGGCUUUGGCAGUGGUGGUGGAUAUGGCGGUGGUGGAGGCAGUUACGGAAGCAGUGGUCAUGGUCGUGGAGGAGGUUAUGGAAGUGGCGGUAAUGGUGCAAGUAAUUAUGGUGGAGAAAGUUACAAUACUGGACCUCGUGGUGGCGGUGGUGGCUUUGGUGGUAGUAGCUAUGGAGGAUAUGAUGGUAUGAGCACCGUGGGUAGUAAUUAUGGUGUUGCCGGGGGUGAUGACGGCCAUGACAGUUCCAUCGGCAGGGCUGAUGGUACUUAUGGUGGUGGUACUGGUAAUUACAUGGGAAACAACAGAGUAUACCAUUGUAGCGAGAGCGGCAACAACGACAGUGCUGCUACAGUCAGUGGCAACAAUGCCAAAUAUGACGAUGAUACUGGUGCUUAUGAUGGCAGUGGAUCAACCAAGGAUGGCAAUGACGAUCAGGAUUUGUUUGAAGAUGAUAUUAAAGAUGAUGAUGAUGAGCCUGAUGACUAUGCCAAUAAGCGAAGCCAAUGACCAAACAAGCAUGUGUAUCUUGCCUGAUGUUCCAGUGAUUUGGAGGUGUGCAUUAGAAUAUAAACAUGUGAAGUUUGAUUUUGGUAUAGAACGUAAAGAACAUUUUUUUUAUUACUGUUAUAGUUACUUUGAUGCUUCUACUUUGUCACCUGUGAAGUUUUGUUUUAUAUUUAUCGAUUAACGUAUUGUGAAGUGAUCCUACUCA
Messenger RNA from Musa acuminata AAA Group (dessert banana), 1704 nucleotides. RefSeq names its product glycine-rich RNA-binding protein 2, mitochondrial-like. The record is from RefSeq and is a predicted model, not a curated record. Gene Ontology annotation, cellular component: cytoplasm. Bases 630 to 1499 code for a protein of 289 amino acids. The transcript is spliced from 5 exons. Gene Ontology annotation, molecular function: mRNA binding. NCBI's taxonomy places the organism in Eukaryota, Viridiplantae, Streptophyta, Magnoliopsida, Zingiberales, Musaceae.